Messenger RNA from Bombyx mandarina (wild silkworm), 282 nucleotides. RefSeq names its product mannosyl-oligosaccharide alpha-1,2-mannosidase IA-like. The record is from RefSeq and is a predicted model, not a curated record. NCBI's taxonomy places the organism in Eukaryota, Metazoa, Arthropoda, Insecta, Lepidoptera, Bombycidae.
AUGCUUGUUUAUUUACAGUUGAUGAUUUAUCCGAUUGAAACAGUACUUGAACUUCAGGAUUCCGAACUAUCAGUAUUCGAAACGACGAUACGUUUUGUGGGAGGUCUGCUGUCUUGCUACGCUCUGACCGGUGACACCAUCUUCAGAGACAAAGCCGCCGAGGUCGCCGACGCCCUGCUGCCUGCCUUCGAAACUCCCACUGGACUUCCAUACGCCUUAAUCAAUCCAUCCACUAAUGUAAGAAGAGUAUUUUUAAUAAUUUCGCACUAUUAUAGAUCAUAA